CUUCAAAGUCACGAUGUAUAAUCGACAAAUGAUGUGAUAGCACCAGUUUUGUGCUGCACUUUUGGGGUUGGUUAGUUCAAUUGGCUGAAUGGCUGGUUUUCAACACAGAAUGAUGCCACUACCAUGGGUUUAAUUCUUGCACCGGGUUGAGGUUACCAUGAAGGACUGUCCAUCCCAACCUUUCCCCACGCCUGAGACAUAGUGACCCUUAAGUCUAAACCACCACCUCUAAUGAGCGGGCUGCCAAAUGGUCCGGUAGGACUAUGGUGACUUUCACCCUGCACAACUGACAACAAAUCCCCCCCCCCCCAUUCCAAAUGCUUUGAAAUCACUGAGCACCGGACUUUGGACUGAUUUGAUCCCUGAUCUUAGGAAGUCAAACCACCAACUGAGGAAGUACACUACUUUAUUGAGGCGCCAUGAUUCCAGACUGACAUCCUUCAACAGGUGCAAUCCUUCUUUUCAAUAGAACGUCCUCUAAUUGACAUCAUGGAAUGAGAUCUAUACCUUUCAAGGAAUAUUCCGUCUUCCAAUGAAUCAGAAUGUCAAAAGUGAGGAGGAAGGUUACUGUUGAAAAUUCAAAGACCAUUUCUGAAAGCACGUCUCGUAGACCCAGUGUGUUUGAAAGGCUUGGGCCUAGCACAGGGUCAAGUGCUGAGACACAAUGCCGUAAUUGGAUGAAAACUGGCCUUUGUCCAUAUGGGAACACUUGUAGAUUUACGCAUGGAUCCUCACCCAGAGGUAAAGGAUAUAGUGCCACAUACAGAAGAUCUCCAGAAAGGCCAACUGGUGAUUUACGAGAGAGAAUGAAGAACAAAAGGCAAGAUGUAGAAUCUGAGCCACAGAAGAGAGCCCAGGAUGAGACUUCAUCUCCAACAAGGAGAGAUGCCUCCAGGAGCAGACACAGGGAAAAAGAAGAUGCUAAUCUCAAAAUUACAAAGGAGCGCACCCCAGAAAGUGAGGAAGAACCAGCUGAUUGGGAAGCAGGCAGGGAUGAUUCUGAUAAUGGAGAUAUUAACUAUGAUUAUGAUCAUGAACUGUCCCUUGAGCUGAAGCGGCAGAAAAUACAACGGGAGCUGAUGAAACUUGAACAGGAGAACAUGGAAAAAAGAGAGGAAAUAGUCAUCAAGAAGGAGAUUUCUCCCGAACCAGUGAGAAGUAAGCACUCUCCAUCUCCGAGAAAGACAAGCAAAUCUCCUAAGCGUAGAACAAGUCCCAAGUUAUCUUCAUCUGGUAAGAAGGAGAAAAAAGGAUCAAGGUUUUCAUCACCUGUAGGAGACCAACAAAGAAGAUCUUCAAAGGUGCAACAGGGUAAAAAGAAGGGACCUCGUACUCCAAGCCCACCACCUCCUAUUCACGAAGAGAUUCCUGUAACUAAAAAGCAUAAAGAGAAACUAAGGGCGAAGGAGAGAAUUGAAGAAAAAGCCCGUGAAAGUAGAGAAAAAGGAAGGGAUGUAGAAAAGCACAAAGAGAAAAAAGAAAAACACAGAUCGCCAUCUUCCCAGCGUCAACAUCAAACUCCCACGGUGUCUAGGCAGCACUCCCCAUCUUCACGGUCAGCUUCACCUGGAGCAAGACAGUCAACAUCACCACACCACAAACGAUCCUCUUCGCCAAGUUACCAUCCUGCUGUAACUCCCUCUCGAAGGCGUUCCCCAUCACCAUAUGCUCCCCGUUCCUCAUCUCCGCAGAGAAAACAGAGCCCAGUAAGACACAGGUCGUCUGGCCAAGAAAAAGGCAAAACUGAACAGGAAACCUCACCACUACAAGAGCGACGUCGUGAGAAAAGGGAAGAAAGCCGAGGAAAGCGGGAAAGAGAAAAGGAGAGCAAAGAUGGUCGUGACCAGCGGGACUAUGAACAUGAUCCGCCUACUCUUCAAGAAAGGGAUGAGCGAAUGCACAGGGAUGGCCGUGAUACCCGAAACAGUCGUGAUCGCAAAGAAGUGAAAGACAACAGUGAACGCAGAGAUUACAGAGAAUCACAUGAGACUCGUGAUACACGAGACUCCCGAGAUUACAGGGACAGCAAAGACUCUCGAGAUCUGAGAGAGCAGCGUUCUGGACGAGAUGCUCAUGACUAUAGAGAAAGCAGGGACUCCCAUCGGAAAGAUGAUCAGUGUCAUGAUGACCGAGACUAUGGUCGAAGUCAUAGCAAAGAUGAAAAUUCUCGUAGUGAGAGCCGGAAUGAUGCCAGAAACGAUGCUAGAAGUGACUCCAGGAAUGAAAGGGCAGCCAGGGGGAGAGGAAGAGGAUCUGACUUAUUGGAAAAGGGGAGCCGUGGAACUAGAAGCACUCAAUUUGAUGCACACAGCACAAGCAGCAGUUACCAUGAAAACUGGGAUACAAGAUCUGGAUACACAGAAAGAGAUCGAUAUGAUCGAGACCAAAGCAAGGAUGCUUCCUUUGAUAGGCGUGGUCAUGCAGAAAGGGAUAGGCGUGAAAAUAGAGAUCGCGAAAGAGACCACACAGCUAGUUCUGCCACACGACACCCAGCACGACCUGAUGAUCAUGACCAUGAGGACAAAAAGGAUGAGAGGAGAUCAGAUCGAGAAGAGAGGAGGGAUGACAGGCUAAGGGAAAGAGAGCGAGAAAGGGAUCGUGACAAAGAUCGAGAUAGAGACAGAGAGCGGGAAAAGGAAAGAGAGUUAGAUAGAGAGCGGGAACGAGAAAGAGCCCGUGAACGAGAUCGAGAGAAAGAGCGAGAGAAAGAACGGGAGCGAGACAGGGGUAAGGAAAGAGAGCGAGAACGGGAAAGGGACAGGGAGAGAGACAGAGAAAGGGACAGAGAGAAGGAGAGAGAGAGGCUUAAAGAUAGGGAUCGGGAAAGGGAGAAGCAAAAAGACUGGGAUGAGAAAGAUAAAGGAAGAGAUGAACGCAAAGAUAAAAAGGACGAUCAACGAGAAGACCGAGAAGGUCAUGGAGAAAGAAAAACAAGGAAACGGCCUCGAACAGAGAGCAGCCUCAGUCCAUUGGCAAAGCGUGUCCGUGAGGAAUCUCCGGAUAGUGAUACUUACAAUAGUAGUGAUGAGAAAAGUGAGAGCCACCGGUUGUUGAGCCAGGUUGUGCGCCCACAGGACUUCCGGGCCAUCAGUCCGUCCCGUUCGGUCGAAGACAGAACAAGCAGCUGGAAAGAGGAUGACAGGAAGUCGGACAAGAAGGAAGGUGCGAGGCGACGUGAUGACCACUCUAUAAGAGAACGGAUUUCUUCAGGGGAGAAGCAGAGGGAGCAUGUUACAGAUACUGUUGAGAGCUCACGAGGCAGAGAAUCAGACAACACGACUCACCAUGCUGCUGAGGAUAGAGAGGUACUUCUCGCAUUACACGAAUAUGGUAAGAAAAAGACUAAAGGGCCGCGGAAAUUUCAGAAGAGAAAUAGGAGGGAUGAAGAUUAUUUGUCUGACAAAUACAUACCGGAGCCGGUAGUGGAGGAAUCUUCGGUUUUAUCACCUCGAAAACCUCCAAAAAAGAAAAACGCCGAUAAGAAGCGAAAACGCUCGAAAGGUGAUUCAGAGCCUUCUGAUGAGGAAGUGGGUCAACAAGCCAAAAAGUGGAAAGGGCCCAGGACUCCACCUGUAACACUAAAGGAAGAAUCUGUAGAAGAGGUGUCUGAAAAGAGUGUUGAAGGAAAUGCACAUGGAACAGGGGAUGUGGUCUUCAGUGACUGGUCGGAUGAAGAUGUGCCGGAUCGUGACGAAAGUAUCAUUUCUGACAAGAGCAUUGAUGAAACUCGAAGGAAGAGUCACAGAAGUAAGGUAGAGAAGGUAGAGCUCCCUACCAUGGCAGACGACCGUGUACGUAAAACCGAUGAGCACAAACGAAGCAGCAGCCUUGGCAGUAACCGCAGCCGGACUUCAAGUCGGUUACGAUCGCCAUCCAAUGAAUCCACCCACCGCAGUGGCGAUGAUCAGAGUGCUGGAAGGAGGUUACAGCACGGAACAUCGAGAGAUGGGCAGAAGUAUAGAAGCAUUGAGUCCAGUGAACGGAAAUCCCGAAUCGAUCACCUCAGACGUGGGGAGCCCAGCCGCAGCACCUCCUCAGAUCGUCAAGAUUCAAGGAGUCACAGUUCUAGACGAAGCUCCCCUGAAUCUGAUCGACAAGGUCGCUCCCGCGCUGGAUCCUUUGAGAGUAGAGAAAAGCUUCAAGAGGGUGAACUUGACCGAGAUCGCGAAAGACGAGAGAGAAGGGAAUGGGAACGGGAUGGGGAACACCGAGACUGGGUUAAGACCAGGGACAGAAAUAGAGACCGGCGAAGAGAGGUCAACAAAGAGAGGGAGAAGCCAUCCAUAGAAGUAUCUGAUAAAGACAAGGAGCGAACUCUGGAGGCUGCUUCCACAUUGGAACAGCCCCGAGUUGAGCCAAGACCAGGAAGAGAAUCUGACAAACAAUUUGAGCAAGUUGAAACUGCAACUGUGUUAAGCAGUGAAAGAGAUGUGAAUGAGUUGGUGAAAGAGCCUGAGAAUGAUGAGAACCAAGCCGAUGAACCCAUUGAUGGCAUUGAAGGUGAGCAAGAUGGGAAAGUCGAUGAUGCGCAGUACUCGGUGUCAGGGUCUUGUGAGGAAUAUGAGCCAAUUAGUGAUGAUGAACUGGAUGAAAUACUGGCAGACGAUGCAGAAAAAAGAGAAGAGAACCAGGAUGAAGAAAAAAUAUCAGAUCCUAUGGAUGUGAUUGAUGUCGAUUGGUCGAGUCUGUUGCCCCAACAGCCUAAAGAGCAGAGGGAGCCCGGAGCUGCUCUGUUAAAGUUCACGCCCGGAGCAAUCCUGUUACGAGCUGGAAUAUCCAAGCGUUUGGCUGGUGCAGAAUUGUUCGCCAAGGUCAAUGAAACUUGUCGGGCUGCCAUGAACAACACCAAAGAUGCAGAAAACCUUUUUGAACAUGAGCUUGGAGCUCUCAACAUGGCUGCUAUACAGAGAAAAGAGGAGAGAGCGAGUUUGCUUAGUAACCUGGGACCCUGCUGUAAAGCACUUUGUUCUCGGAGGGAUCUUGCCAUUCGCAAACAGCUAUUAAGAAAUGAAAGAGGUAUAAUAAAGCAGAUGUACGCAAAUCAACCAGUCGUGGAUAAUGACCUUCUGAGAUCAAGCCUUCGGUUGUUCAAACGCAAGGCACUAUGUCGUGGUUCUGGACAGGAAAAAAGUGAUGAGACCAAGAUUUCUCGACCAAAGGUUAAACAAGAAGUUUGUGUUACAUAAAGUUUUAGCCGCAUCAUGGAUUGAGUUUGAUUUUGAUGAAUCUGUAUAUAAAGAAUUGGACCCCAUACCUGAACAAUUGGAAGGAUACUGUGUGCUUAUUGACAAGCCUGACUCAGGACUGUAUUGGUCAGACUUUAAAGUUCUAGCUUUCAAGAGUAUUUGUUUUAGAAGUUCUGAUCGCCUUGUCAGAUACUGUUCUAUGUACUGGACAAGUGAAUGUUUCAUUUUUGCAGUACAGUUUUGAAGUCUUUAAUAAAACCUUGUCAACUUUGUGCUUUUUUUUUGUUUAAAUGUGUUUUUUUUGUUUAAAGGCGUAUUCAAAAGGAGGUGAUUCGUAGGAAUUAAAUCCAAUCACAAUUUAGUAUCUUA
Molecule: messenger RNA, 5555 nt
Organism: Hemiscyllium ocellatum (epaulette shark)
Lineage: Eukaryota; Metazoa; Chordata; Chondrichthyes; Orectolobiformes; Hemiscylliidae
Gene: zc3h13
Product: zinc finger CCCH-type containing 13
Exons: 20
Coding region: 543-5186 (1547 amino acids)
Molecular function (GO): metal ion binding
Source: RefSeq, a predicted model, not a curated record